Molecule: messenger RNA, 291 nt
Organism: Cutaneotrichosporon cavernicola
Lineage: Eukaryota; Fungi; Basidiomycota; Tremellomycetes; Trichosporonales; Trichosporonaceae
Gene: SMT3
Exons: 4
Coding region: 1-291 (96 amino acids)
Biological process (GO): protein sumoylation
Cellular component (GO): septin ring; nucleus
Molecular function (GO): ubiquitin-like protein ligase binding; protein tag activity
Source: RefSeq, a predicted model, not a curated record
AUGUCCGAGCACAACUCGCCAAACGCCGAGGCCAAGCCGAAGCCGGAUGAUAACACGCUUAACAUCAAGAUUCGUGCGACCGAUUCCUCCGAGGUGUUCUUCAAGAUCAAGAAGACGACCAAGCUCAACAAACUCAAGACUGCGUAUGCGGACCGUGUUGGCCAUGACCCGACUGCCAUCCGGCUUCUGUUCGAUGGCGCGCGUAUCCUCGACAACCAGACCGCAGAGGAUUUGGACCUUGAGGAUGGCGAUGUCCUCGAGGUGUUGCUCGAGCAGGUCGGCGGCUGCUAG